Molecule: messenger RNA, 5130 nt
Organism: Anopheles merus
Lineage: Eukaryota; Metazoa; Arthropoda; Insecta; Diptera; Culicidae
Product: KH domain-containing, RNA-binding, signal transduction-associated protein 2-like
Exons: 12
Coding region: 203-1654 (483 amino acids)
Biological process (GO): regulation of alternative mRNA splicing, via spliceosome
Cellular component (GO): nucleus
Molecular function (GO): mRNA binding
Source: RefSeq, a predicted model, not a curated record
AAAAGAAUUUGACUGUGUCAUCAGUGACGAUCUUGAUUAAGUGAUAUUGUAUGAUUAAAACUUGGUGCAAAAUAGUAAAAGAAAGAUACGAUAGUUCUGUUCUUUGAAAGCUAAUUCACCCAACUGCAGUGAAGUGCAUAAGCUAGUGUGUCUAUGAGUGAGUGAAUGUGUGUAUGUGGGUGUAAGGGUGUGUCAGUUUAGUAUGGAAAUAGCGAGUGUGAUGGAUAACAUGAUGAAAACCAGCAUGGGACUUCAUGACGACCGAUCGAGUCGAAACAGUAACAGCAGCAGUUCCGGUUCCCCCACGGUAGUGCACGAGAAAAAGAAAAUGCUAGAUAUAACGCGAGACAGACCCAUCAAAAUAGCAGUGCGAGUACAAGUCCCGGUCCGAGAUCAUCCAAAGUUCAACUUUGUCGGCAAACUGCUCGGCCCGAAGGGAAACUCGCUCAAGCGACUGCAGGAAGAAACGAUGUGCAAAAUGGCGGUCCUGGGCAAGGGAUCGAUGCGCGACCGAAAGAAGGAAGAGGAGCUGCGGCUCAGCGGUGAUCCCCGGUACGCCCAUCUGUCCGAGGAUCUGCACGUGGAAAUCUCAACCUACACCGCACCGGCGGAAGCGCACGCUCGUAUCGCGUAUGCCCUGGCGGAAGUGCGCCGGUUUCUGGUUCCGGACUACCACGAUGACAUACGACAGGAGCAAAUGUGGGAAAUGCAGGCAUUAAAUUCACAAAACGCAACCUGUAAUCUAGGCUCAGCGCACGAUAACACACUGAACGGUGGCAAUGGGCUCACCGCCAACGGCAUGAGCAUUAGCAGCAGCGGAAGCAGCUGCAGCACCGGAAGCACCGGAAGCACCACGAACGGAACCAUGCCAACGAACGGUGGUCCGCUCAGCAAUGGGACGGGGCUGAACGGUGUGGUCAGUGCUGCCCAGGUCGUCCCGAACGGUGUGGCCGGGCUGGGAACCGGAACUAAUCCCUCGGCGUCGGUCCCGGGCGUUGGUUCUGAGCUGAGCACAAACGGCAGCACGCAACCAUCGUCCGUCGUGUCGGAACUGCAGCAUGUGACGAGCUCGCUGACGCACCACCAACACCACCAUAGUCAGCAGCAGCAGCAGCAGCAACAACAGCACUCACAGCAGCAGCAACAGCAUCAGUCUCAGCACCAUCAGCAGCAACAGCAACAACAGCAGCAGCAGCAGCAGCAGCAACACCAACAAUCGCAGAACCAGUUCCUGUCGAACGAUCCGGACAUAGGCAGCCUCUUGCAACCGAUGGACGUGAACAUGGCGUCCGCAAAUCAUUUUGUGAAUUCCAUACCUACGAGUGACCUGGAAGCGCAAACGUUGGCAUUCGUCGAAUCGGCCAAUGCAUUCCUGCAUCCGGCAUUGCGCGGCGUGAAAGCGGUUAGCUUAGCACGCAAGCGACCCCUGCUGGGUGGACCCCGGUCGACCAUGAACCCCACCAAGCGCACCGUGAUGACGCUGAUUGCACGUGCACGCACCGCACAGGCCCUGCACGGUUCCCGGACGGCUCAACCGAUCGGCGAACCGAUACAGGUGAUCACUUCGCCGCUAAUUCUACAACCGCCGUUGGAUUUGCUGCAGCCCAAUGCAGGCGCGGGCAUGGCCAAAGAAAACAUUCUGCAAGGCGCAUAAACUGCGCAGGCGGCCGACACUCACACCGCUGACAAGGCAUCAAAGCAAAGUUUCUACUAAUCAUUGUCCUAGUCACAAUGCCACUGGCAUCAUUAAAACACAGCAACACACCCAGGAAUACCACAAACCAUUGCCACCAUCCAGGAAUACAUGUACCAGAUCGACGACACAGCGGUUUCACAUUGCGAAUACACAAAUUACAUGAAAUAACAAAGCCGUAAGUAAAUUACUAUAUUUAAACGAAGGAAUCCAAAACCAGACUGCACAAAGACGCAACAGAAAGCGAGUUAAACGGCUAUUAUGUUAAGUUUUCAAAGUGACAUUAUAUCAUGCAAUAUCAGUUGACCAAGAACAUUCAACGUGUGAAAAAGAUUUGAGACAACCAAUGAAUGCACAUCGGCAACCCUCCCUAAACUCAAUGCACACACUGUAGCGAGUUCACUACUGAUUGAAACAACGAGAACCAAAAGCAAGCAUAGCAACUAAGCUUUACUGAACGAUAUGAUGAUGAUGAUGUCCCAGGAAUGUAAAUUUUAAACAUAUUAACACACACAGCAUUGCAUGGAUGCCGCUUUCCUCACUGGAUACGUCUCGAGUGAUACACAUAUAUUUAUACAUUUUGUUGUACAUAUUGUUCGUUACAAUGAUAAAGUUAUCGCUCCCCCCAUACUACCAGCUCGUUGAACACGUUUUGUAUGACUUAGAACAAGUUUUGUAUGACAUAUUUUAAACACUUAACAUGGAUUUGCAUUUAAACGAAUAAAACAUAAAGCAUGCGCCAGUUCGGCAUUGAUGGCAAAGUUUUAUGAAAAUAAAAGAAGGAUCGAAGUAAAUAAUUUUUAAUGAUGUAGUAGCAAAACACUAGAGGCUAGCAAAUUAAUGGCCGUCAUCGUACAAACAAAACAUAUUCAAAUAAUUUUUGUAAUACAAGUCUAGCUAAUUUAUCGAUCGCAAUCAUAUUUAUUGAGUGCUAUUCUAUUCUAUUCAUUUUCAAAAUACAUGAAAAUUGGAGUUUGGAUUACAUUAAUAAACUUUUUUCUGUUCUCAAUUAACGUUACACUAUUGACAGGGAGACCCCACCUAUCCCACCCAUAUACAGAACAAUGUCUAUUUUGUCUAACUUUGUUAAAGAUUAAUAAAUAGCUAUUUUUCAAAUAGAACAUACUAUCCAAAUAAAUUACCGAAUUACUACUAAUAAAUCGUUUUGAUUACUUUUACCAAAACUUCAAAUCAACUUUUUAUUUUUCGAAUAAAUUACCUAUUUGAUAAAACAAACAAAUCUGAUGAAAAAUAUAAUAAUAUGAGUAUUUUUAAAGUUAUGUCAAAUAUUAGGUUACUAACAUUUAAUAAGGUGCUCCACGUAUCAUCUUAAAAUGUGUUUGAAAAAUAGAUUUGUUUUAAAUCAUUAUUUUACAGUAAGUAUAGAGUUUCAAACAAAAAUAUUAGUUUCGUUACUAAUUUUACGAGUUAAAGAAGUUUUAUUUAUCUUUCUUACAAUUCACACCCCCGUACACUGUCGGUUUAUCGAUAAGGUCAAGUUAGUAUUUACAAUAACAACAACAAAACACAUGAAUGCCAAGACCUGUAACAAAAAUAAUUGAUCACGUAACUCGCUUUGCAAAAAAAAUAACAACAAAAAACAAAACAUCUUAACAACCUGUGCCAUUAAUUAACACAAACACUCUAAACAACAAAACAAAAAUUGAAUCACUAGAAAGCUUGCAUAAUUGACACCCGUUUGAACGACACCUUAUAAAGAACACUAAAAUAAAAAUGAAAAUAACUUUAACUGAAAUGUCCCUCUAAAACAUAUGUGUAUAUUUGUGUGUGUGUGUUAUCGAUGGAACUGUCGUAGUAGUAAACUAACUAAAAAAACGCAACCAAAUUACAUGCAUGCCUGUCGUUUAAAAUCUGUCUCGAAUAAAUUCAGCUCUGGUGAAGUUAAAACUGUGUAGCAUAUAGGCAAGAGUAACAUUUCUGCCCUCCGUGGCUAGCUAAUUAAGUGAAUGCGUAGUUUAAUUGAAAACAUGCAAACAUGUGUCGUGCGAUUAAAUUUUAAAACACUACCUUGGCGGGCAGUUUACAGUAACAAACUACUAAAUAAAUCUCUCAAUGUCGCAACAAUAAACCAAAGAACAAGUUAAAUUAUUGAACCUCAUGAUGAUUAUAACACGCCGGAAGGAAAAGGGUCAUAGAUAAUGGUCAUGACUUGCAGUAUGGUACCAAAGCAUAGUCAGCUGAACGAAGCGUAACAUAGGGCCAUACUUAAAUGGGAAGGCCCAAAAACCAGGACAAACGCACCGGUAAAUCGUAACAACCAACACUAAACGACGCAUCUAAAUGCUAAAUAACUCAACAUUUCCGAUCGCAAACUUUAAACUAGUCGCGUAAAUAUUUAAAUUUAAAUGUCAAUUAUCGUUAAGCAAACCAUACAAACCUGUGUCCUGUAAACAUCACUCUAUGCAACGAUUUGCACGCGUGCGGAGUAAUUUAAAAUAAUAAAAAAAAGCAACAUACACUUAACCAAAUGACCACAGCGUACGGGAAAGGGCAAAACAGAUCUAGUGGAUGCACUUUUAAUACCUUGACAUGCACAGUUAAAUUGAAAUUUUAGCCUCCAGCUCUAAUGCAGGUUAAAAUGCAGCACCAGAACAAACAAAAGCGGUAUAAAUAAAACAUAAGUUGAUCUUGCUUAACACAGAAAACCGGCCCACAAGGCAAAGCUAAGAUAGCGAACCACACGAUAAACUAGAACAACUCUUCAUAUGUAUGUUUGUGUAUGUGUACGUGUACGUGUAAGUGUACUACAUGUAAGCAUUAAUAAACAAAGCAACAUCCAUUGCGACGACGCAGGUCUGGGUGCUGUGUAAAACGGUAACGAGAAAGGCGCAUAAAACAAAAGCUCCAGAACACUUCAUUAAAAUGUCCUAUUUGGUGCAACAAUGAGAUCACAGUUUUGCUAAACGGUUUGAGAUGACGAUGAUUAAAGAAACAAUACACACAGCCAAAGCCCGGUUCCAGAUGGGACCGCACACUGUACCACGAUGCUUCCCCACAGGUGUUUUCCAUCGGAUACAAAAUGUCGAUACAAGUUUUGGAGCGUUUUAUAGUGGGAAAUGAGCGAGAAUGGUAGAAUUUCGUGUGUGGAAAGCAUUCGAACAGCGUGAGGAAAUUCAACGGUGAAUCCAGUUUUAAUUUAGUUUUAAAAGAAUCACACAAUUACACCGCUGAGUUUCGAAAUCGAAUAAAAGAAAGUCACGUAUUCCCAUCCCAAACUGCUUGUGAUGGAGAAGCGGAACAGUUGAAACCGUGCAUCGGUACAUGAUGUGAUGGGAAGCAGUCAAGACGAAAAGAGAGGAAAGGACGAGAAACGCGCGCAAAAACAAAUGUAAGCUUAAACCAAUAAUUACGACGGAAGUGAGUUUUCCCAAAAUAAAUGAAGCACUUUCGAAUGAGACCAGUAAGCAGCAACAGUA